This is a messenger RNA of Colletotrichum lupini, 7257 nucleotides long. Its product is annotated as beta-ketoacyl synthase domain-containing protein. The record is from RefSeq and is a predicted model, not a curated record. Gene Ontology annotation, biological process: fatty acid biosynthetic process; secondary metabolite biosynthetic process. The coding region runs from base 1 to 7257 and encodes 2418 amino acids. NCBI's taxonomy places the organism in Eukaryota, Fungi, Ascomycota, Sordariomycetes, Glomerellales, Glomerellaceae. The transcript has 8 exons. Gene Ontology annotation, molecular function: phosphopantetheine binding; fatty acid synthase activity; oxidoreductase activity.
AUGCCGUUCAUCGACGAGCCCACCCGUGCUGAAAGCACAUGUCAGCCCAUUGCCAUCAUUGGUAUUGGCUUGAGAGCACCCGGCGAUGCCUCUGAUCCGGAGAAGUUCUGGCAGAUGCUCUUGGACGCUCGCUCUGCGCGAUCCGAGAUUCCCAAGGAUCGCUACAACGUUGACGGCUUUUACCAUCCCGACCCUGAAAGACUGGGAAGCAUCCAGCCCAGGCAUGCGCACUUCUUAAAACAGGACUUCAAGGUUUUUGACGCACCAUUCUUCUCUGUCACACCUAAGGAAGCCAAGGCCAUGGAUCCGACGCACCGGAUGCUUCUUGAAGCAACUUACGAGGGCUUUGAGAAUGCUGGUCUGAGACUGGAAGACGUCUCGGGAACUCAAACAUCUUGCUACAUUGGUACCUUCACCGGAGACUUCCCCAACCUGCAAGCUCGUGACAAUGAAGGGCCCUCUAUCUAUCAUGCCACCGGUCUCUCUUCCUCCCUUGCCUCGAAUCGGCUUUCGUGGUUCUACAACCUGAGGGGCCCCUCAAUGACCAUCGACACUGCAUGCUCGUCUAGUCUAACGGCCUUCCAUCUGGCUUGCCAGAGCAUACGUACAGGAGAGGCAGAGAUGAGCGUUGUUGCUGGUGCCAAUCUCAUGUUCGGCCCAGACAUGUCUAUUUUGCUCGGUGCCGCCAAAAUUCUCUCUCCCGAGGGAAAGUCCAAGAUGUGGGAUGCGAACGCCAACGGAUUCGCUCGCGGAGAAGGGUUUGGCGUCACAAUUCUCAAGCCCUUGGAUGCCGCGCUUCGCGACGGCGACACCGUUCGCGCUGUUGUGCUGGCCUCAGCAGCGAAUGAGGACGGAAGGACCCCUGGUAUCUCGCUGCCAAACAGCGAAGCUCAGCAGGAACUCAUCCGCACUGCGUACCGCAAAGCUGGAGUUGAUCCCGCGGAGACCGGCUACGUUGAGGCACACGGCACGGGAACGCAAGCCGGCGACCCUCUGGAAGCACGUGCUAUUCUCAAGACGAUAGGAGACCAGCCCAGCCGCAAGUCCGAGCUGUACGUUGGCUCGGUGAAGAGUACGUUCGAAGAACUCAACCCCCAGAUCGAGCUAUCAGAUAACGUCAAGAUUCCCACAACUCUCACUGUGUGGCCUCAUAGCGGCCCAAGACGUGCUAGCAUCAACUCUUUUGGUUUUGGAGGAGCCAACGCUCAUGUCAUCCUUGAAGAUGCCGCAUCCUACCUCCUCCGUCAUGGUCUCUCAGGACGUCAUGCGACAGUUUCCAAGCCAAGACUACCUCAAUCUACUUCCAGCAAUGCCAGCGAUGUCGGCUCUGAAAGCGAGACCACCAGCAGCAUCAGCCCAGAAGAGCCCUGCUCCAAGCUCUUCGUGCUUUCCGCGAAUGAUCAAGAGGGUGUCAAACGCAACGUUGGAAGGAUAAUCGACUACCUUGCCUCCAAAACCUCUGGCCAACCGCUCUCAAUGACCGAUCUUGCCUACACCCUCUCUUCGAAACGGAAAACUUUACCCUGGAAGUCUUUCGCAAUUGCUUCCGACAUCAACAGCCUUUACCAGAGUCUUGAGACUAUCCCCGCCGUUGUUCGAUCGUUCAACUCGUCUGUGCCGGGUGUCGCCUUCGUAUUCACUGGCCAAGGAGCCCAGUACUUCAAGAUGGGCAAAGGCCUCUCCGUAUACAAGGCUUUCAGAGACAGCAUGCUGCGCUCUGAGACGAUCCUCAAGUCUCUUGGCUGCACCUGGACUUUGACCGAAGAACUGGAUCGCCCCGAAGCCGAAUGCAACCUACGCUGGACGGAGUACAGCCAGCCAGCAUGCACUGCCUUGCAAGUCGCGCUCGUUGAUCUUGCCAAGGAAUGGGGUGUUAAGCCUGUCGCCGUUGUUGGUCACUCUAGCGGAGAGAUCGGAGCCGCCUACUGUGCAGGCUUCAUCGAUCAUGAGGCGGCGGUGAAAAUUGCGUGGCUAAGAGGUCAGGUUUCUCAGACUGUCUCCAAGAACGGCGGCAUGUUGGCCGUGUCCGCAAGCGCCGAGAGCGUCAGCGAGUACCUUCAAUCCCUCAAGCUCGGAAAGGCCAUCGUUGGCUGUAUCAACAGUCCCAAGGCUUGCACAAUCUCUGGAGACGAUGCUGCUAUCGGCGAAUUACAGGAGAUUCUGAAGGAAGCGCAGAUUCCAUGCCCUCCUCUGAGAAGCUACCUGCUCGACACAUUCUCUACUGAGGACAGGUUCUCAGACCUAUCCUAUGCCACAAUACUACGACGCAAGUUCGACGGGGCUCACACUGCCCUGGAGGCGAUGGGACAAUUGUGGACUAAGGGGUGCGACGUUGAUAUCAACCGCGUUAACGAAGUCACAUCUGACGCCAACAUGCUUGUGGACUUGCCACCGUACGCAUGGAACCAUAAGCUCUCCUUCUGGGAUGAGUCCUACCUCAGCCGCGAGUACAGACUCAGAAACAAGCCGCGUACGGAUCUGCUUGGGUACCGAAUCCCAGGUACUCCGGAUCCUACCUGGCGCAACUUCCUUCGAUGCAACGAGAACCCUUGGAUCCGCGAGCACAAGGUCCAGGGCGACAUUCUCUAUCCUGGAGCGGGUAUUGUUGUCAUGGCUAUUGAAGCAGCCCGUCAGCUUGCGGAAGAGAACCCCACGGAGGAGGUCUACGGAUACGAACUCCGCGAUGUUGCCAUUGACACUGCCCUUAGAGUGCCGGACACCGACAAGGGUAUCGAGGUGAUGAUCCAAUUGCAUCCUCGUCGCACUGGUACCAAGGCCGGUCCGUCUGCUACCCUCAACGAGUUUGCUGUCUCUUCUUGGUCUGAAGACAUCAAGGAGUGGACGGUGCAUGCGCGAGGACUGGUCUCUGUCACCUACAAGUCGUCUCUCUCCCCGGCCAUGCAACGCGAACUGGCUCUUGAGAACGAGCGCUACGCGCAAACCUUUGCCGAAGCCAAGGAGAUCUGUCAGAAGCCUGCACGGAGCUUUCUUUACGACACCGUUAAGACCAUUGGCAUGCAGUAUGGCCCGACUUUCCGCAACAUGACCGAGCUUUUUGCUGGGCCUAGUGCAAGCUACGGCAUCAUCAGUGUACCGAAUACCAAGGCCGUCAUGCCCAAGGGUUUCGAAUACCCGUUCGUGGUCCACCCCGCGACCCUAGACUCUGUGCUGCAUCUUCUCUUCCCCUCUAUUAGUGGCGAGGACCAGUCUCUUAGCGAGGCAGUCGUGCCAUUCUCGUUUGACAGAAUCUUCGUCUCUGCCAAACUCUCAACAGUCCCUGGAACUAAGCUUCACGGAUGUUCCACGGCUCAGAAGACCAGCUACACCACUUGGAAAUCCUCCAUCACCAUCUCCGAGGAUCUCUCUGAACCCGCGAUUAUCAUGGACGGGCUGUCUUUGGCUUCCGUUGGAGAGGGAGAAGCUUCUCAAGCUCAAGAGACGAGGGCCUCCUGCUUCGGACAGACUUGGCACGAGGACUCUGACUUGCUUGAGCCCUCUCAGAUCAAGGAGCUUGUGUACAAACGUACUCUCAAGAGCAAAGAUGACGACUCUGUCCUCGACAAGCUUGAGUACGUCUGUCUAGUCCAUAUUCACCGCUGCCUCGCCUGGCUUGAAAGUGAGGAGGGCAAAGCUUUUAUGCCCCAAGAUGGCUUCUGGAAGUCCUAUGUCGAGUGGAUGCACGACACUAUCAAGCAAUUCCCGCCUCUUGCUGCCAGCGAGGCAGAAGUUGAAGCCGAGCUGGACGCCGCGCGCAAGAGAAUCGUUCUGUCCGAGAGUGGCGACAUCACAGUGCAGAUGGUCGACCGCAUCGGAGAGAACUUGAGCAAGAUCUUCUCUCGCGUGGUAGAGCCGUUGCAGGUCAUGACCGAGGGCGAUCUGUUGUACUCCUUCUACCGCGGCGCCUUUGGAACCAGCUUCAACACCAACGUUGCGGAGUACGUUGGAUUGAUUGCUGACAAGAGACCCGGCAUCAACAUCUUGGAGAUUGGUGCUGGUACCGGUGGCACCACGUAUCACGUCCUGGAGCGCCUCCGCAAUGCCGAUGGAACUUCCAAGGCGGCAAAGUACUGCUUCACGGACAUUUCGCCGGGCUUCCUCUCCAAGGCAGCCGACCGCUUCUCGACUGACGCAUCCAUCAUGGAGUUCACGACCCUCAACAUCGAAAACGAACCCACCGAGCAGGGCUUCACUCGCGAGAGCUACGAUCUCAUUGUCUGCGCCAAUGUACUCCACGCCACCAAGAGCAUCCAAGAGACCCUCGCUCACUGCAAGUCGCUCCUCAAGCCUGGCGGUCGCCUCGUGCUUUCUGAGGUUACGAUCAAGCGCAUCUUCAGUGGCUUCAUCAUGGGCCCCCUCCCUGGAUGGUGGCUUGGAGAAGAUGACGGCCGCAAAGGAGGUCCUCUCCUGGAUGUUGAGGAGUGGAACACUGCACUGAACCUGGCCGGCUUUUCGGGUGUGGAUGUCGACAUUCGCGGCGAUCGCGAGGCUUCCAAGGAGCCUGUCUCCUUGAUUAUCUCGACGAAGCCAGAGAAACAGGUGUCUGGCCCCUCUCAAUUCGUCGUCGUCAGCACAGGGUCCGAACUAUCUGAGAAACUUGCAAAGGCCAUCAAAGAGCAGUUCGUAUCCGCUAGUCAAGAUGUGUCAAUUGCUCAAUGGGAUGGGAUUUCGGAGAGCCAGGUCAAUGGCAAGUACUGUCUCUGCCUCGCUGAAUGGGAGGAAGCCAUCCUGGCCAACCUCACAGACGAGAAUUGGGGGAAGCUGCGCCAAGUCAUACUGGGCUCUGCCGGAACUAUCUGGAUCACUGGUGGUGCCGCGAUGGAAUGCUCUGAGCCGAUGAAGUCAUUGAUGGUUGGUCUGUCAAGAGCCAUUCGUAACGAGGACGCAGGCGUUCGGCUGGCUACCCUCGACCUCGAGACCGCUAGCAACAUCAGUUUCGAAGAGGCCGCUAGGAAUGUCCUCAAGGUGGCGCUGGGCCACAGUCGUGGCGACGGGGUUGACGGCGAAUUCGCAGCUCGCGGUAGCACCGUCUACAUCCCGAGAGUAGAGAGAACUCUCAGCGUCGACGGCUCCCUUCGUAGGUACGAAGCCAAGGGACAACCGGAGCUUGUCUCGUUCAAAGGAUGCGGACGACCGCUCAAGCUCACCAUCAAAACACCUGGUCUUCUCGACACCUUUAGAUGGGAAGAGGACGAAACGUACUACCAGCCCUUGCCUGAAGACUGGAUUGAAGUCGAGGUCAAGGCAGUGGGUCUCAACUUCAAGGAUGUCCUCGUCGCUUUGGGCAACCUCGCCGAGAACAAGCUCGGUGUCGAUGCAUCUGGAGUUGUCACUCGCGUCGGCUCAGCGGUCUCGGAUUUCAAGCCCGGUGAUCGUGUCAUGACUGCCUCUUGCGACACUUUUGCGACCUACGUCCGCUUCCCGGCCAAGGGUGCCAUUGCCGUCCCUGGAAAGAUGACUUUUGAGGAGGCAGCGUCGAUGCCCCUGAUCUUCCUCACGGCUCAUUACUCCCUUGUAACCGCCGGAAGCCUGGUCAAGGAUGAGAAGAUUCUGAUCCAUGCCGCUGCCGGAGGUGUCGGUCAAGCUGCAAUCAUGAUCGCGCAGCGCAAGGGCGCUGAGAUCUUUGCAACUGUCGGCUCGGACGAGAAGAAGCAGCUCAUCAUGGAGCAGUAUGGAAUCCCUGAAGAUCACAUCUUCAGCAGCCGUGAUACCAGCUUUGCCAAAGCUAUCAUGCGGGCCACCAAUGGCCAGGGCGUGGACGUUGUUCUCAACUCCCUGGCUGGUGAAGCCCUUCGUCUGUCGUGGCACUGCCUCGCCAAAUUCGGUCGCUUCUUGGAAAUUGGAAAGGCCGACCUAUUCGCCAACACGGGCCUCGACAUGAAGCCCUUCCUCGACAACAAGAGCUACAUCGGCGUCAAUCUUCUCGAUUUUGAGAAUAACCCCACUCCCCGCGCAGUAGCUCUCUGGGAAGAUACAGCAAAGCUCAUCCAUGAUGGCUCCGUCAAGCCCAUCGCGCCGAUCCAGCUCUUCUCCAUGGCCGAGGUCGAGAAGGCCUUCCGUCAUAUGCAGGCUGGCAAGCACAUGGGUAAGGUAGUCGUUCGAGUCGACGAUUCGGACAUGGUCUCCGCCAUCCCCCGCAUGCCGAGUGUGGACAUCCAAGCAGACGCAACCUACGUCGUCGCCGGUGUUGGUGGUAUCUGUAAGGAGAUUGGACGCUGGCUUGCAGAGAAGGGUGCUAAGCAUCUCGUCUUGCUCUCUCGCUCGGCCGCCAGCAGUGAGGAGAACAAGGCUUUCGCCUCUGAGCUUCAGAAGACUUAUGAGGCCAACACCUAUGCAUAUGAUUGCGAUGUUGGCAACAAGGCUGCCCUUCAAGAGGUAUUGGAGGACUUGAAGGCAAAGGGCGUCCCUGCUGUGAAGGGAUGUGUGACCGGUGCCAUGGUUCUCAGAGAUACCCUCUUUGACAAGAUGACUGCGGACCACGUCCGCACAACUGUCGGGCCCAAGGUCCGCGGAACCUGGAACCUGCACGAGCUCCUCCCGCGAGACCUCGACUUCUUCGUGAUGCUCAGCUCCCUCGCUGGAGUCAUGGGCCACCGCGGACAGGGCAACUACGGAUGCGGCAAUAUCUUCCAGGACUACUUCGCGGCGUACCGCCGCAGCCAGGGCCUGCGCGCCAUGACAAUUGACAUUGGCUAUCUCCUCAGCGUCGGCUUCGUGGCAGAGCAUGAUGAGUACGUAGACCACGUCAAGGCCAUGGGCCUCAAGGUGAUGCACAAGAGCGAUCUCCACGGCCUCAUGGCCACGGCGCUCGAGGGCUCCGAAGCGCAUCCUCCGCAGGUUAUGUGUGGACUCCCUUAUAACGAGCACGACGACGCGUGGUACUGGAUCCAGGACCAGCGGUUCGCUGGCCUCAGGAAGACUGCCGCGGGCUCCGGAGCGGGCGGGUCUGCCACUGUUUCUCUUCGAGAAGAGCUAGGUCGCUGUGGCAAGACGGACGACGAGGCUGUGCAUCUGAUUACCUCUGCUCUGGUGCAGCGCCUGGCCAAGUUGAUGAUGAUGCCCGAGGACGAUGUUGAUGCGGGCAAGCCACUGAGUGCUUAUGGCGUUGACAGCUUGGUUGCCGUUGAGGUCAGGAAUUGGAUUGCAAAGGAAGUUGCGGUCGAGGUUAGUGUAUUCGACAUUAUGGCCAAUAUUCCUAUGAGGCAACUGGCUGCGGAUUUGGCUGGGAAGAGCAAGCUUUUGGUUCAAGAAGUUUCAUAA